This is a messenger RNA of Sebastes umbrosus (honeycomb rockfish), 3420 nucleotides long. It is a transcript of the gene st14a, whose product is annotated as ST14 transmembrane serine protease matriptase a. Gene Ontology annotation, cellular component: membrane. The coding region runs from base 396 to 2939 and encodes 847 amino acids. Gene Ontology annotation, molecular function: protein binding; serine-type endopeptidase activity. The transcript has 19 exons. The record is from RefSeq and is a predicted model, not a curated record. Gene Ontology annotation, biological process: proteolysis; acrosome reaction. NCBI's taxonomy places the organism in Eukaryota, Metazoa, Chordata, Actinopteri, Perciformes, Sebastidae.
UAGGCCUUGUAGGGAAAGAGGAAGGUGCUGCAGGUGCGGCUGCGAUGAGGAGACACGCCCGCAGAAACCUGAAGCUCCCGGAACAAAAGUUGUUUUCUCUGCUGUUCCGUCCAGUUUCUCUGGACACAUACACGCGACAUAUUUAGUCCAGACAGACAUUAGUGAACAUUUCGACCGGAGAAGAACCUUUUUUAAAAGAAAAAACACAUUUGUUCUUGGUGUAUUCGGUUUGUGUUGCUCGCAGGUUGAAUUAGGUUGAGAAUCACCUGUUGGCGACUAAAAGGUCUGCAGAUUCACCUCGGAACAGCCUGCUGGGCAGCUUCAACAACUAAUACAGUUCAGGUGUUUUUAUCUCGUUUUGGUUUUAAUUGUAGCAGUCCAGGUGUUGACCACUCAUGGACUACAUGGACAGUGGACCGAGAUACACCCCAAAGUCGGACAAAGACUGGGACACCUCUGUCCAGUUCCUGCCAGCGUCGGAUAACAAAAAGCUUGAGAAGAAGAAGGGUCCGGGGAAAGUCGGGGCCGUGAUCGGCGUGGUGAUCUUUGCUGCCGUUAUUGCACUUAUGACCGGACUGCUGGUCUGGCAUUUCCACUUUCGUAAAGAUGUGCGACUCAAGAAGAUGUACAUGGGCUCCAUGCGGAUCACCAACCAGGUGUUCGAAAACGCCUACGAGAACUCCAACAGCUCCGAGUUCAAGGCGCUGGCGAAGCAGGUGACCUCACAGCUUAAAGCCAUCUAUUCCAAAAGUCCACAGCUGGCCAAAACAUAUGUUGGUUCUACAGUUACAGAUUUCAGUGAAGGCAGUGUCAUCGCCUACUACGUGUCCGAGUUCAGUGUCCCCGCGGGCCAAGAGGCAUCUGUGGACAGCGCCAUGUCUUCGAUGGAGAAGCUGGUAGACAAAGAGCGGCGUACCGUGUCCAGACCUGGCAACUCUCUGGCCUUUGACGAUAUCACAAAUUCAGCACUUGAUCCCCGCCUGGUUCGAACAUCAUUCAGCAAAUUCUACAGGUUUGAAGAACACACAGUGACAAAUCAAAUCAGGCAGAUCCAGUCCCCUGGCUUCCCCAACAGUCCUUAUCCCGCUGACACCUUCAUCCAGUGGAAGUUGAGAGCAGACCCCAACCAUGUCAUCAAGCUCGACUUCGACACCAUGAAUCUGGAAGAGAACUGCAAGAAUGACUUUGUCAAAAUCUACGACUCCCUGGUGGCCAUCGAGAGCCGCGUUAUGGAAGAGAUGUGUGGCUACUACUCACCUAGUGAACCCUUGACCUUUCUCUCUUCCGGCAAUGUCAUGCUGUUGACGAUGGCCUCAAACGACAAGAAGAACUACCCAGGUUUUAGAGCAACGGUCUCACAAGUUCAAAGUGGAAGUAAAGGUACGACAUGCGGUAGCAAGCUGACGGGCGAAAAGGGCAACUUCUCUUCUCCCAACUUUCCAAAUUACUAUCCUCCUCGAACUUCAUGUCAGUGGUCGAUCCAGGUCCCUGCUGGUAAGGCGGUGAAGGUGACGUUCAGAAAGUUCUUCUUGAACGAGCCUGGUGGGGAAAACGGUAAGGACUGUCGCAAAGACUACGUGGAGCUCAAUGGAAAGAAACUGUGUGGAGAUAAACCUGACGGAACAGUGACAGAAACCAGCAGCACCAACAAAAUGGACGUGAUGUUUUCCUCUGACGACUCCUACGUGGACCUAGGUUUUGACGCAUGGUACGAGGCCAUCGAUGCCAAACACCCUUGUCCAAACCAGUUCCAGUGCAAAAACCAGCGCUGCAUUAAAACAGUCCUCAAGUGUGACGGCUGGAAUGACUGUGGAGACAUGAGCGAUGAAUUAAACUGCAAGUGCGAUGCAAAGGACAUCAGUUGUAAGAAUGGGCUGUGUAAGCCCAUGUUCUGGAAAUGUGAUAGUGUAGAUGACUGUGGAGACCGCACAGAUGAGCUGGACUGUGGUGGAUGCAAAUCUGGACAAUUUACAUGUAAGAAUAACAAAUGCAUUUCUGAGAAGAAUCACUGCGACGGCAGAGACGACUGCGGGGAUGAAUCAGAUGAGCUCAACUGUGGGAGAACCACUGAAUUGAAAUGCAGUGAUGUUACAUACAGAUGUAAAAACAACAAAUGCAUCAGUAAACCGAACCCAGAAUGUGACGGCACAGAUGACUGCGAAGAUAGAUCUGACGAGGAGAACUGCGACUGCGGGAGGAGCAUGUUCAAGACGUCGCGUAUCGUGGGCGGUCAGAAUACAAAACAAGGGGAGUUUCCCUGGCAGGUCAGCCUCCACGUCAAAGGUUCCGGUCACGUGUGCGGUGCGUCCAUCAUCAGUCCAGGCUGGCUGGUCACUGCUGCCCACUGUGUGCAAGAUAGCGGCAAGAUAAGAUACUCCCAGCCCGGCACUUGGGAAGCGUACCUCGGCCUUCACACCCAGAAUAAGAUUGGAAGUGCCGUGGUGAAGAAGAACCUGAAGCAGGUCAUACCCCACCCGAACUACAACUCAUACACCUAUGACAAUGACAUCGCCCUGAUGGAGCUGGACAGUCCCGUCACGUUCUCCGAUUACAUCAGGCCCAUCUGCAUGCCGGCUCCCUCACACGAUUUUCCUAUUGCUAGCACUGUGUGGAUCACUGGGUGGGGCGCCACUCGAGAAGGAGGAUUUGCUGCAAAAGUGCUCCAAAAGGCCGAUGUCCGAAUCAUCAACAGCAAAGUUUGCAACGAUUUGAUGGGAGGGGGGAUCACGUCUCGGAUGUUGUGUGCCGGAGUGCUGACCGGAGGAGUCGAUGCUUGUCAGGGGGACUCUGGCGGCCCUCUGUCCAGUCCGUCCGGCACUCGUAUGUUCCUGGCAGGAGUGGUCAGUUGGGGUGACGGCUGCGCCCGCAGGAACAAGCCUGGCAUCUACACAACAGUCACCAAAUUCCGUGGGUGGGUCAAAGAGAAGACGGGAGUGUAGACCACUGCAAAAUUGGUCAAACGAGGCCAUAUUGGCAUGAACAUGGACUGAUGACAAAGUACAACAGUACAGAUUUUUGCUUCACCACUCUGACUUUCCAGCUGAUGUAGUGGCCUUGACUCCCAGUAGCAGCUGCAGUGGAAAAUGCACUCUCUGCUUCAAGAGCAAUUGCAACAUGUUUUAUGUCCACUGUGAUUUUAUGAGGGUGGGGUUGAUGAAAUGUUUUUAAAUGUAAAUAAAGGUUUUAUUUUUGUGUUUUUUGCUGUUGUUGUUUUAGCGUGUUUUGAUGGAGAACUAUGUUAUGUGCUGCACAAGAAAUAGAUUUUAGACGUGAUUGUUACACAUGUACACAAAUGAAUUGUGCUUCCUUGUACUCUGUUGUCCUGUGUUUUAUCGGUAGAUAUCAUAUGAAUUUCCCACCAUUAUUCCUUGUUGUCUUUGUUCUGAAUUUUAUAAAUUAAAAACAAGAACAACAAGCUAA